AUGGGAACACUGCAGAAGCAGUCAGAAGAGGAUGGCAACCUCUACACCCUCUUCUUUACAAUUGCGAGCCCGUUUUCGAACUUCUACCCCUGCCGCUUCCCGGUGCGCCUUGCCUCGGGGCAUUCGCAUGAGUUCACAUGUGUCGAGCAGUACUACAUGUAUAUGAAGGCGCUGACCGCCGGGGACCAGCAAACGGCCUCGCGGAUCCUGAUCGAGCACAACCCGCGAAAUAUCAAAAAGAUGGGCAGCGAAAUCCAAGGACUCGACUCUUCUGUCUGGAAAAUACGAUCGCCGACCGUGAUGACACAAGCGUUGACUGCAAAAUACAAGGGCGACCAACAACUGCGAAGACUUUUGUUUCUAACAAUGGGCUCUUCAUUGGCCGAGGCUUCACCGUCAGAUACAAAUUGGGGAAUAGGCCUGGCCCUCGACAACGCCGACGCCUUCAAGCCGAGCCGUUGGCGCGGCAAAAACGGACUCGGCGUCAUCAUGACGAUGGUCCGGAAUGCGCUUUGGGAGGAUAGGGAAUUCAGCGAGGACCGCGAGUUCGCCGAAGAAGUCAUGCAAAAGCCGGACUUCUUCACAGACUAUUUCUCCGUUUCCGAUCCGCGCUAUAGUAACUGCGAUCGGCUCGAAACCAGCGCCCAGCGCCCCUUCCGGAACCCCUUGGGAACGUACACCGCUGUCGGAUCAGCGUAUCAAACUCCAGAGCUGUCUGCUGGCCGAGGCGGUAUCCUCGAGAAGGCAUUGUCGAAGACGGAGCGUCCGGAGAAGCGCCGACGGGAGCGGAGCCGCAGCCGAAGCCGAUCCCGGGAUCGCAAGUCAAAACGGCGCAGCAGCCGAGACCGAUCCUCGCACCGCUCAUCCAAGAGAAGGCACGACGAUGAUUCGCCGCAUCGGCGAUCGAAGAAGAGACGCGAGGCGAGCCCGCCUUCGAGGUCCUCAAAACGCGAACGAAUCGUCUACGACGAUAGUGAGGAGACGCCGAGGCGGAGGAAAGACCACGAUGAAGAGCCGAGACCUUCCUCGCGCUCGAGCAGAAGAAGGGAAGAAGGGAAGAGCUCUGCACGCGUUUCAAAACAUGAUCGCGAUAAUGUCAAUCCAACGACUUCUGCUAUAGUUGUGUUGCCGCCUGCACCAGAGACCCUUCCACCGCCCAAGCAUCAGCCGAUCGUUUUUGAUCUGCCGGAAGAGACGAAAUUGCUGCAAAAGAAACGACUCCAGGGGCUGUUCCGGCAAUCGAAACGGGAGCGCGGCAUUGAGACAAAAACGGAGCAACCAGAAGCCGUCGACGCUUCGGCCGCAAUGCUGGCGUAUAAUUACGAGCAAACUUACAUUCCGCUGCCGAACCCCAACGAUCCGCCACCUCCUCCACCACCGCCCGUCGCCAAUCCUGGCCACAAGCUUAAGAUAAGUCUCAAGGCGCUCAUUGCAAGUCAAGUUCAAGACAACCAAUCAAUCGGCAAGAAAAAGAAACGCACUUCCUUC
Messenger RNA from Mesorhabditis spiculigera, 1488 nucleotides. The record is from the annotation of a GenBank genome assembly. Lineage: Eukaryota; Metazoa; Nematoda; Chromadorea; Rhabditida; Rhabditidae.